This is a messenger RNA of Candidula unifasciata, 1176 nucleotides long. The record is from the annotation of a GenBank genome assembly. Lineage: Eukaryota; Metazoa; Mollusca; Gastropoda; Stylommatophora; Geomitridae.
AUGGCGGAGGGACAUCGGAAUACACUUCUGGCACUCAUGCAACAGGAUGGGAAUAACGAAUGUGCCGAUUGUGGGGAGAAAAAAAUUGACUGGGCAUCACCCACAUUUGGUGUGUUCUUGUGUCAGGAGUGUGCAGGCAUUCACAGAGGACUGUCAUCUCCCCAGAGUAGAAUCAAGUCUCUGUACUUAGAUAAGUGGGAUGAAGAUCAGGUGCAGGUGAUGAGAACAAUUGGCAAUAAUCAGGCCAAGCUGAAAUAUGAGCUGCACGUGCCAGUCUACUACAAGAAACCCACCAGCCAGUCUGUUUAUGUACUUAAGAAAGAAUGGAUUAUAGCAAAAUAUCAGCGUUUAGAGUUUACAGACCCUGCAAGACAGUCGGCUUAUGACUGUGAGACUAAGACGGGAUAUUUGUGGAAACUGGGGAGGGACAGAAAACAAUUUGCCCAGCGUCGAUUUGUUAUCUCUCGUUCAGACAACACCCUCUGCUACUAUGUUAAUGAAGAUUCUAACAAGCAAAAACAACCAAAAUCUGUGGUGGACCUAGACUUCCUGAAUGCAGUUUUUGUACCAGAGAAGAUAGGAAAUCCUUUUGGUCUGCAGCUAACAUAUAUUAAAGAUGGGUCGACUAGAAGUUUGUUUCUCUACUCAGAUACAUCUAAGGAAAUUGUGGACUGGUUUAUGUGCAUCCGAGCAGCCAAGUGGGAGAGAAGGAAGAUUGCUUUCCCAGAUAGGGAUUUGGCACAGCUUUCUGAAGACUUGACCAGUGAGUUCUUGAUGGAAGGCUGGUUAAGUAAAAUGGGACCCAAGAAUGAGCCCUUCAAGCGGAGAUGGUUCACGCUUGACUGCAGGAAGCUAAUGUAUUUUGAAGAACCUCUGCAUGCUUAUGCUAAAGGUGAGGUGUUCAUUGGUCACAAGGAUGCUGGCUACAGACUCAGUAUGGGAGGGGAGGUAGGAUGUAGGAAGUCUGCGACUCCCAGUGCUAGCAACUACUGCUUUACUCUUCAUACGCCAGAGAGGAACUUUGUGAUGCGUGCAGAGACACGAGAUGACCUGGAAAAGUGGGUGAUGGCAUUAGAAAGGAUAUUAGAGCAGCCUUUGACACCAUAUGACAGCAAAUUGGCAGCUCUUCUGGUUCCGAAAAAAGCUUCAAGUACAUUCCGACUCAUCAAAAGGUAG